AUGGAGCGUGUUGCUACCUACAGCGUGGAGGGAUGGUUGUUAAUGCACCCAGAGCUGCGGGAAGAAGUGUGCGGGCAGCUCAUGCAACUCAAUGGAGACACAAGAACUAUGCAUCCUCACAGACUUCUUCCCGCAGCUCCAGGAGAUCUUAAAUUACCUUCUGAUUCUGGCUUUGGUGAGCACAGCUUCAACACGCCAUGCUCAGAGAAAACCAAGAGAUGGGGAAAACCACGAAAACAAAAGUAUGAAACUUCCUUUAUAGAGUUACCAAAAGACUGCAGUGACAUCCCAAGAAACAAAGAAAGUGGAGUGUAUGCUAUCCAACCCAAAGAUUGUCCUCACCCAUUGGUUGUGUAUUGUGACAUGACAACCUAUAGUGGAGGCUGGAUUGUCAUCCAGCGGAAUUCCUUUAACUCAGAGAUUGCAUGGGAUGAGUCCUGGACUACUUACAAAUAUGGCUUUGGCAACGUUGAGAAGGAUUACUGGCUGGGCAUUGAGUAUAUUCACCAGAUCACUAAGCAGAGGGUCUACCAGGUCCGUUUUGUCAUUCUUGACAAUAACAAUGAAGAAAAAUAUGCUGAUUACAACCUGUUCAGUGUGGAAGAUGAGGCUAAUGGUUACAAGCUGAGGUUGGGCAGCUACACGGGCACUGCCGGAGAUGCCAUGUCUUCAGUAACUGCAGGACUCACACAUGAUAACAUGAAGUUCACAGUUAAGGACAAAGACCAGGACACUCAUGCUGGUGCUAAUUGUGCUUCCAGUUAUGGUGGUGCAUGGUGGUAUGGAGCAUGUUUUGCCUCCAAGCUGAACAACAAGAAUGGAAUACACUGGCAUGGGCUUUGUAACGGGAACUGCAAGGGAUCAACUGUAUUAAUCCGGCCAGCAGAUUACUGCAUUUACCAUGAUUAA
Messenger RNA from Nanorana parkeri, 909 nucleotides. RefSeq names its product fibrinogen-like protein 1-like protein. The coding region runs from base 1 to 909 and encodes 302 amino acids. The transcript is spliced from 3 exons. The record is from RefSeq and is a predicted model, not a curated record. Lineage: Eukaryota; Metazoa; Chordata; Amphibia; Anura; Dicroglossidae.